Puntigrus tetrazona (Sumatra barb) is the source of this 5170-nucleotide messenger RNA. It is a transcript of the gene zmat3, whose product is annotated as zinc finger, matrin-type 3. The transcript has 7 exons. Lineage: Eukaryota; Metazoa; Chordata; Actinopteri; Cypriniformes; Cyprinidae. The record is from RefSeq and is a predicted model, not a curated record. The coding region runs from base 197 to 1288 and encodes 363 amino acids. Gene Ontology annotation, molecular function: nucleic acid binding; zinc ion binding.
AUCACUGAGGGAGAAAGACACGAUUCAUGCUGUCCGAUAUCCGAUGGAUUGGAUAAAUACCGUCAAGAACGCUGUCACGAUGGAAUAAGGGAGGAUCCUGUGAAUAAAUAAGCACCAAAGUGGCCGGAUAGCAUGCGGCGCGCGUCUGGCUGGAAGAAGUUGAGCAGCAGAGAGAGCUUGGAAGGAUGCAGGGAAGAUGGCGAUGAAUGUAAAGAACAGGGAUGCUUUUUAUCCGAGUGCCGACUAUUGCGAUAUCUACACUUCCCAGCCCGUGAACUAUGGAGAUUGCAGCCCUUAUUUCCCUCGGAUGACAGGUCCGGACCCUAUUCUCAAACCGCCUCUUAGUUUGAUAUGUCAGCAGCCACCUCAGCCUUUCCAGGCCAUGACCCCGACCCAGAACCUCAGUCCUCCGCCGGUGAUGAUGUCUCCGGAUCCCUUGCGGUUCCCACACUGCUCUCCUCUAGCCAUAAAGCCGCCCACUCACCUCCAGUUGCCGCCCACCCCUCCCAUCCCAGCGCCCCCCGUCCUCAGUCCCAAGCCCCCCGAAGAAGACGCUCAGGCGCUGGGUUCUGACCAGGAAGCCACUCUGGAAGAGCUUUGCAAGCCUCUGUACUGUAAGCUCUGUAACGUCACUCUCAACUCUGCCCAACAGGCUCAGGCACAUUAUCAGGGGAAAAACCACAGUAAGAAGCUGCGCAAUUUUUAUGCUGGUAGCCAGCAGCCACCUCCAAUUAGAAUACCAGAGGUAGUAGAGCCUGUUUCCCAGCAACCCUCAGCCACUCCACCCACAGAUUCUGCAAAUGUGACUGCCAACCAGCCACUCUCUAAGGGCGCUAGCCGGGUCAUACUGGCCACGGAAAACGACUACUGCAAGCUGUGUGACGCUUCCUUCAGCUCUCCCGCUGUGGCCCAGGCACACUAUCAGGGCAAGAACCACGCCAAAAGACUGCGGCUAGCCGAGGCGCAGCAGAACGCCACGUCCUUAGACUUGACCAACACUCAGAGACGGCCACGGAAAGAAGGAUAUGAGUACCGAUUAAUGAAGAACCGUAGGGCUCAUAUCAAUACUGCCAUGCCAGGCCCGUACUACAACCCGCGGCCGAGGCAGCGUAUCCCACGAGACCUUGCGAUGUGCGUCACACCCAGCGGGCAGUUCUACUGCUCGAUGUGUAACUCGGGUGCCAGCGAGGAAGCGGAGUUUCGACUGCACCUGGAGAGCAAGCAGCAUAAGAGCAGGGUGUCCGAGCAACGCUACCGCAGCGAGAUGGAGAAUCUGGGAUACACUUAAGAAAAGCAGCCAAAGUGAUCAGUGAUUCCCACGUCCUGAAGAAAUAAUCGUGCAAUCCUUGAAGUAGCCGGUUUCCGUUUUAAAACGAAAGACGACUUUGUCAUUUUGUUAUUCUAGAAGUAAUUUAUGAGCUAAAAUUCAGAAACACUGAAAAAGUGUUUUAUAUUUUAGUGCCAUUAAUUGGUGGCGCGGACAUUUUAGGAAACAUUAUUAAUAAGAGAUAUCUAACAGAAGGCUUCGAAUGCUCAUGUGCACAGAUUUAGGAUCAACUGGCAAAUAAUUAUAAUUUACUUAUAAUUAACCUAAAAGUACUAAAUUCUUAUCCUAAAUCGUUUGAGCAAGUACACGAAUAUUAGAAUAUACCGCUCUGGAUUAUACUUUCAGUAUGAUACAAAACAAUACUUUCAGUAUUUAUGUUUAUGUCUAGCGUUUUUUUUAUUAUAAUUUAUUUAAUUUUAAUGUCUAACGUGCUUCAGAGAGGUGAUGAGUGCAAGUGUUUUUUUUUCUCAACUGUGUUUGCGUGAAAAAGGGACGAAUCUAGCAGCAAUCCGUUUCCUGCACAAGCAGAAGUGGCAAUCCUGCUCGCUCUGAGCCGUAGAUUCACUGUGUUUCUUCAGGAGCUACAGAACGGACGCCGCCGUUCUGCCGAUCGAGACUGCAUUCCCUGGAGAAUCCUCAGCGUGGGUCUCCGGCGUGCCUGCUGAAUGUACCACGAAAGCGAUGACAAUAGAUCUACGUCCGUCUGGCUUUGCACAUGUUUACUGGAUGUAGUGGGAGAUUUGCUCUAUUUUGGGGGUGUACAUCUGAUAUAUUGUUAACCAGCACGCUUCGGUGCGAGAUUAUUUGGGUGAUUGUUGUUUAUUUUCAUCUUGGAUUAUCCCCAGGGAAUCUCUCGCCACACUAAAGGGUGGAAAUGGGAAAACAUGGCUAUUUUUAAUGAGGUCCAUGCCUCCCAUGCCCCUUACCUCAGUCACGACCCUCUGAAAAGUUGGCCUGCCGAAGCUUAUCUGGGAAACGCUUUUCUAUUUUAAAAUUUUAUUUCAAGUAUUUACUUGGCCUUUAAAAAGAAUAGUUGAAAAUUUGCUGAAGUUUAAUUCACCCUCAGGGCAUCCAGGGUGUGGAUUGAGUUGGGUGCUUUUCAGAACAGAUCUGGAGAAGUUUAGGUCACUUGCUCACCGAUGUAUACUUUGCAGUGAAUGGGUGCCGUCAGAAUGGCAGUCCAAAAAGUUGAUUAAAAACCGCAAUAAUCCGCAGGUAAUCGUAAAGCGCAUCAAUUAAUAUCUCGUGAAGCAAUGCAGUGUGCUUGCAAUAAAUAAACAGCAUUUAAUGCAUUUUAACUGAAAACCAUAACUUCUAGUCAAAAUAUUAGUCAUGAAAAAAAAUCCGUCCAAUUUCCAUUUCCAAUUUUUCCAGCCAAGACCACUUUUUUCCACUAGAGAAAGCAUUAUUAUAGAAAGAGGACUGUAAUUUUAAAGGUGAACCUGACUUUACCAUGUUUUAAGUGAUAUAAUUAGGUCCCCUGAGCAUCUACCAACCAAGGAAACGUGAAUAAGAUCAACCCAGUAACUUUUGUUUUAGCAAGCCUUUUUCUGCAAGCGUCUGAAAAAACGAGAACGUCUUUAUCUCGCUCGUCUCAAAGGGACAUCAUUAUAAUAUUACCUCCCCUUAUAAUGUUUUCACCUGCUACGCGGUCAUUUUGAUUUCAAAUGCCAUGCAAACAGAGCCUCAAACGAGACAGGUGAGCAAAAAAAACACGUGAUGUCCUUCCCAGCUGUUUACCUUCACAAACAUAACCGACUGUAACUCGUGUGUUUUUAACGUAAACUUGUGCGUGAAUGAGAAUUUAGUUUAGUACUCACGCGCUUUAGAUAUAUCCACUCAGAAAACCAUAUAUCAGUUUAAACUGAUGCGAUUUAAAACGCACGAUUCGAACACGAUAAACAUGAUAACCGUGUUUUUAGCAGGUAGUGGCCGCAAAGCCGUAUUCUGGAAAAGGGGGCGUGGAACAGCAGCUCAUUUGCAUUUAAAGAAACAGGCACCGAAAUCAGAGCGUUUGCUUCCACUCAGAAUAGGUAUUUACAAAAUGGCAUUUAAAACUUUACAAACACAUUCUGAGGACACCAAGUUAAGGUGUGUUUAUUAUAAACGCGCAGCUUUCCACUUUACAAAAUGUUACUUUUAUCAACUGUUUGGACUCUCAAUAUGACGGCACCCAUUCACUUCAAAAGAUCUAUUGUCGAGCAAGUAAUGUAAUGUUACUACAUUUCUACAGUUUUUUUUUCAGAUAAAGAAGCAUGCUAAUUUAUAUCUUGGAUGGCCUGACAAUUAAUACAUUUUCUGUACAAUUUGUGAACAGUUCCUUUAAGUCUUUAAAUUGAGACAAGUAGAAAUUUUAGAUGCUUUAUUUUGUUUGUUCACGGCCGCAUGAUUUUAUACAUUAACAUCACUCCUCCCCAACUGCAGCACUUAAAACACUAUAAAUAUUUUAUAAAAGACAAUUUAAAUAUUGUGAACAGAAGAAAUGGCCCAGUUUUACUCUGGCUGUUUUGUUUUGUUGCUAUCAAUAACUCCAAAUAAGCUAUAAAACCACUCUUCAGAGUUGCAGUCCACUGUCCCUAAAUGAGAUUGCAAUUAUUUUCUGGUUUAGUGUUAUUUCUGCAUGGGGUUAUUGCUGCUUGUAAAUAAGAGGGUGACUGCAGAAAAUGAAUUGCACUGAAGAAAUGGAAAAGACGGUAUCGUAAUAAGUGGAGCCACGCUAUAGAUUAUUACAAAGACAUCUAUGUUCAUUCGAAUCAAAUGUUUACAGCUGGAAUCAUCACAAGGGACUUAUGGGAGCGCCUGACGGACUAAUGGACGCAGCGGAGCAGUGAAGUCAUCUUAAAUGUGCCUCCGAGUAUAAAGCCUACUCAACUGUGAUGUUGAACAUUUCAUGUCGUUCUGCUUUGCAUAUGUUUCCAGUAGGAGGGACUCCCGAGUAACGAGUAAUGUUUCGCGUACUCGAAUACUGACCGUUUAUGUUGAGCUCUUUUAUAUAAAUGUGGUGAGAUGUUGCAUAUGUACAUAUUGAUAGAAUUUCAAAAGGUGGCGUUUUAAACACGUUAAAUGUUACUCCGGCACGCUUGCGAGGUGCAGAUUAUCCCAUGAAACGCACCACUCAUCGUCAAUUUGGUGAUUUGACGGUGGAAAUGAUCUGCAGUGCGGAAGUAGAGCGGAAAGGCUAGAGGAACGCUUAGAUCCAGGGAACGGGACGAAACUCGCAUCGUCCUACGUGAGCGCUACAGCUAUAUAUAUUACACAAAAAUAAACUGCGGUGGUGUUUUCUGCUGGUAGCCAGCCAUCGCGCUCGCUCCCAGGGAUUCACCAGAGGCAAGCCAUAUCCUGUUUUGUGUUUUGGUGCGGUCAGGAGAUUUUGACCCUAUCUGGAAACGGACCUUCCCAAAGGACUCCAGCAGGGACACUGGGAUCUCCCCCGACCCGAGGGACAAACCCGACCUAUUCCCUUCAAGCCAAUCGCGAUUUUUAUUUUUCCACCCCAUCAAUAAAUACCUCUGUUUUAAUUCACACCGAGAGUCGUAUUUCACAAAUGUUUUCUAAAGGAUUAGCAGAAGCAUUUUAUUUUGGGGUACGUCGAAAUAAAAUCUAGCUGUAGUGCCUUUUGAAGACAUGUUCUUAUAUAACGGUUGCCUUUUCACGUCCAUUAAAGGCCUGAGUGCAAUACAGAUGAUGUGAUAUUUAUCUGACUUCUUCCUUUUCUUCCCCGUUAAAUAGUGGUUCAGUGUCUUGAAUGUCCAGUACAGAACAUUUUAACUUCAUUGUAGAGAGUCCCGGAACUCGAAUUUUGAAUGCAAUAUAAUGUAUUAAUAAAUUUAAUUACAGAACAAG